This is a messenger RNA of Penicillium angulare, 1122 nucleotides long. RefSeq lists its product as uncharacterized. The record is from RefSeq and is a predicted model, not a curated record. NCBI's taxonomy places the organism in Eukaryota, Fungi, Ascomycota, Eurotiomycetes, Eurotiales, Aspergillaceae. The coding region runs from base 1 to 1122 and encodes 373 amino acids. The transcript has a single exon.
AUGUGGCUCUACCGGGGUGCGCAGUCGGCGGUCUUCUACUACGCCAGUUGCACCCCGUGUGCUACUAGCAUCGAUCGUCGAAAACGAAAGAAGGAAGCUUCUCGCGCACAACGAUUAAAGGAGAGAUUCGACGCCGAGAUCGUUACCGACCAACCCCGUCCUUUCUCGCAACCCACUCCAUUUAGCACUAAUGCAGGGUGGCGUGAGGAGCUCGUCCUGGGCCCAGGGCCUCCAACUCGACGUGGAGGAAACCGAAACAUCCAGCGGACCGACAGCUGGACGACUGAUCAAAGCUCACAAAUGAAGAAGGAUAAAAGCGGGAGCCUCAUGCACCCGCUCGGUGAACGGUGGAAUCGAAUGCGAUAUCAACGCGAGGACGAACCACUCUGGGGCCAGGAACAGGAAGUAGUACGCGGGUCGUCAAUUGGUUUCUCUGGUCGUGGCCGUGCAGACCCUAAUGAGCCUUCAAAGUAUUACACUGCCCGUGCGCCUCCUGUCAAUGAUUUCCAUCCGCCAAUUGUAAGCGGCCCUAUUAGCCGCGCUGAAACUCGAUGGAUGCUUCAACCCCCGCCCAGCGCGAAGGUCAUGGCUGGCAAGGAAAACUUUGAUAAUUCUCCGCGCGACAGUGUAGGUGGAUUUCCAGGCGACCGUUUGUCUCGUGUUACUCAACACGGCCCCCGCCGCUACGAGAAUCUCCCUGACCGAUUCAGUAACGAUGGCGCUUUCGAUACAGAUGCCAUUCACCGGGCCAUGCCGCGACGGCCAUCUGUAACCCGUGUGCGUGACUAUUCCAACGAAACCACACGAGAUGACUUUGAGCUCUCAAGGCACUCCCGAUCUGACUCUAUCUUUUCCGUGGCCAUCACCGAUGACCAGUCACCGCAUGCUUCUUGGAAAUACCCAGACACCCCUGGCACGCGCCCGGCUUCCAAAUCAACGGCCGACAGCGACGCAGUCCCUCACCGUCCACAAAUAUCCAAGACUCUAUCCACCUUACAGCGACCUGAAAAUAAACAUAAAGUCCACCUUCUACACCUUGAGAUCAAUGACGAGUACCGCGACGAGGUUGGCCUCGGCCAACUAGAACGCAUUCGCCCCUGGCGCUGGAGUAUGGACAUUUAA